Pseudo-nitzschia multistriata is the source of this 2788-nucleotide messenger RNA. NCBI's taxonomy places the organism in Eukaryota, Bacillariophyta, Bacillariophyceae, Bacillariales, Bacillariaceae. The record is from the annotation of a GenBank genome assembly.
CGAACUCAAAGCAACCCACGAGGACAACCGAUGGAAGGGACACCGGAACAAUCGGUCGCCGGGGACGAUCCUCGCUGCCCGGGAGCAGCCGUCGCCUCGAGUGCCAAAUCCCACGGCAGAAGGGAACCGAAGGAUGGCACGACAACGACAAAAACAAGGACAACGGGAACCACAACGGGUGCGGUUGCCCGUGGGGGGAACGAGCCGGGUGAAACACGGCAGCAGCAGCAGCAAAGCCACCAAGCGAGCAGCAGCCAAAGAAGCCGCAGCACUGCACUGAACGGACAGCUGCGCCUGCUGCUGCUGGUUCGAUGCCUCCGGGCAGCCCAUCUCGCCCAGCCGUUGCUGGUUCCCUAUUACUCCCGAACGCUCGGCCUGGAACCGACCCGGGUGCUCUGGCUGGGAUCCCUCUAUUCUACCCGUGAGUCGAGUCGCGUCGCGUCGCAUCGAGCGGAGCCGAUCGAUCGUUUGUUCCGGAAGCAACGACGGAAUGGCCGUGCCCGCAUCGGAUCGGAUCGGAUCUAGCUCGAACACGAACGACUCGUUCCGUCGAAAUUUCGUGGAUUCGGGGUGUUCUGCAAGACAGCGUGGUCGCAAACUUCCUUGUUCACUCACUCACUCACGUACUCUCACUCGCUCGCUCUCCUGUUCUUGCGUUGCGGCUGCCCCGACAGUCGUCACCCUCGCGGAACUGCCGUCGGGGAUCGCCUCCGAUCGACUGGGCCGGAAGAAAACCCUGCACAUUGCCUUUCUGGGGUUUUCGGGCUCGCUCUUGCUCACCGCGCUGGCCUCGCGGUUCGCGGGAGGGCGGUGGCAAACGACCGCGGGUGAAGGUGCAACAGCGACCGCGACCGGGGUGCUGGCCUGCCUGGGGCUGGCCCAGUGCUCCAAGGCGGUGGGGUCGAGCAUGUACUCGGGGACGGACUCGGCCUUCCUGUACGAGAUGCUCGAGCACCACCACCGGUGCGACGAACGAGCCAGCAACAGCGAAGGCAACAACAAAAGCAACAGCGAAAGCAAAACCAGGGCGCUCCUCCUGGCCAUCGAGUCGCGCAGCGUGGUGUACACCACCGCGACCGAAGCCUGCGCGGCGGCGCUGGGGGGAUGGCUGUGUUCGUCAUCGUCAUCGUCCUAUUCCUCCGGCACCGGGAGUGCAGGGGACCACCGCGGGAACAAAGGGCUGGAGCUGGAAGCGGUGGUGGCCCUUUCGGCGGUGCCCUUUCUGGUGGGUGCCUUUGUGACCCUGUGGGGCCUCGACGAGCCCAUCAAGGAGCCCUCCUCCUUUGGUGGUUGUGCUCGUGCUCGUGCUUGUGCUUCGGCACACGGCACAAGCAUCGAAACCGACAGACGCAAACCCCGCAGCGAAGCGGAACCAGCGAGGACCCGUCCGGAAACUCGUGCGAGCCACCAGCGGAGGGACCUUGCCGAUGGAAGCGCGAGGAGGACGUCCUACCUCACGCUUCCCUCCGUGGAAUCGGUGGGGUGGCGGCUCUUUGGUUUCUUCCGGAAGGGAGAGAAGGAUCCACGGCGGACGAACCGAGAGCAGCACCGGAGCGUGAUUCUCCUGCUCUCCGAAUACGUCCCGGAGCGCCUGUGGACCCUUUUCGGGGUCGGGGUGGCCCUCAACUGCGGGACCUAUCUGGCUGCCACGGCCAUGAACCCAUUGCUGUGGGAAACGGUGGGGAUACCGGUAGGCCACUUUGGGGCCCUCCACGGGCUCUGUGGGGCCACCGCGGCGUUCGGGGCAUUCCUGGCGCCGACUCUACGAAAACACCUAGUAUCGAACAACGGCAACGGAUCCCGUCACAAAAACGCCAACGCCAACAACCAGACGAAAUCGAACGGGACGGAAGCAUUGCUCUUUCUCAUGCUCGGAUCCUCGGCCGCUGGAUACGGGCUCUUGGCGCUGUCGACGGGUCUGCAUCGCCGGAGAGCCGGAGAGGCAGCAGCAACGACCGAAACGGUGCCCUCCUCCCAUUCGGUGUCGGCCAUUGGCUGUGCGAUAGCGGCGGCUCUGUUGCUGAGUUUGGUGCGCGGCCUCGCUUGGCCUGUAUUGGGAUCGGCCAUCAACGCCUCUGUCGAGCGGAACAGAUCGAGGGCCACCACGCUGUCUUUGUUCUCGGGUGCGGUGAAAAUCGGAAUGUGCGUGCAACACAAGAAUGGACGUUAUAGACACAACAACAUUCCAUCGAAACACCUUGCUUGCCUUGCCGCUGCAGCGUUUCGAUCCCAUGUUCUAGCCACUGCCGAUGGUUGCCUUCCUUCCUUCCUUUUUUCUCAUUUUCUUUGCGUGUCGCUUGUUUCUCUCCAAUUUUUUGGCCAAAAGGGUGAUGACGGGAAUGGUAAUGGGGGUCUUGUUCAAGGAAUCAUCGACACUGGAUGACCCAACGAUCAACUCCGUAGAAAAAGGACUGUUGCACGGAAGCUUGUUGUGUGGAACAGCACUUCUUUCCGUUGCUUUUUGGUUGGCCGGUUACGGGUUGUCAGCCCCAUGUGAUGAAGAGACGAAAAAUGACACUCCAAAGCUUAAAUCAUGUUGAUAGAGCUCCGCCGGCUGCAGUUUCUUACCAUACUUCGUUGCAUUUCGGAUCUUCUCUCCGUGCUCUUUUCGAGGUAGUUUAUGACGGUCUGGACUGGGGCAGAUGAACGAGCUCGUGUCUUCUCGGAUGAAAUACCGGAUCUCUGAUGCCACAGAGGCAGUAUUCGCUUUUUGGGGAGCGGCAAAUUAUAGAAUGCACGUGAAAUAAAAUCAGAGCUGGAAAAGAUCUAAUGAAUCUCAGUUUUCAAA